AUGGCCGAGCUGGACUUGGAGCCAUCCUACGACUGCUUGGAGGACGCAGAUGCACUCGAUUGGCUUUGGCUUCACCGGACGCCGUGGAAGACCUUCACCUUUUCACCGGUUCAAGCUGAACGGAAGCACUGCAGAUCGGUCUUCGAGAACUUGGUCGCCAAGCGCUCCGGUUGCCACGAAGCCCUCUUCGGCAUGGGGCGGCUCCUGGUCCUCGACGGUCAGUUCGAGGAGGCCCUGCCCUCCCUGGAAGAAGCCUGCGCCUUGCGGCCCGACGGCCUCUACCUGGCCUGGAUGGGCUGGUGCCUGCUCCUCUCCUCGGCAUCCCAGAGCUUCCUGCGGCGGCCGGCCACGCAGCAGCGCGCGCAGCGCUGCUGCCGGGAGGCGCUGGAGGCGGCCCCGGACCUUCUGCUUGCCCUGCGGUGCCUGGCGAACUUGGGGGAGGCGGAGAGGGCCGCCCGCGCGGCCGAAGUGGACCCUCUUUCGGGCCUUCCCAGCUUCGCGAAGCAGCUCCUGGAGGGAAGCAAGGUGCAGCGGAGGACGGGCGCCGAGGCGCUGCGGAAGGUCUUGGCAGAAGUCUCGGUGGACGAGGAGGCCCAGGCUUCGGCCUGCGCGGUGUUGCAGAGCCUGAGCCUGGACCGACCUCCCAAUCUUCCCGAGAAGCCGGUAGCAAAGGAAGGCAUGGCACGUCGGGCCAUCUCCUCCAAGCUCCUUGCUCUGGAAGUGCUCUGGCUCCGGCCUCAGCAUGCCGAGGUCUCUGGCAAAGGAAGCGUUUGGGGGCCGAAGGAUCUGCUCUCUUACGUCCACAGCCGAGGCGUCACCUCCUUCAUCGCAACAAGCGACCCGCCCGGGCUGCCGAGGCCGUUCUGUCGCUCUACCACGCAUUACUAA
Molecule: messenger RNA, 888 nt
Organism: Symbiodinium natans
Lineage: Eukaryota; Dinophyceae; Suessiales; Symbiodiniaceae
Source: the annotation of a GenBank genome assembly